Pygocentrus nattereri (red-bellied piranha) is the source of this 3471-nucleotide messenger RNA. RefSeq names its product protein phosphatase 1 regulatory subunit 12B. Gene Ontology annotation, molecular function: enzyme inhibitor activity; protein kinase binding; phosphatase regulator activity. Lineage: Eukaryota; Metazoa; Chordata; Actinopteri; Characiformes; Serrasalmidae. The record is from RefSeq and is a predicted model, not a curated record. The transcript is spliced from 8 exons. Gene Ontology annotation, cellular component: A band; Z disc; cytoplasm. The coding region runs from base 340 to 933 and encodes 197 amino acids.
CGAGAGACAAACACAGAAGCAGAGAUAGAAGGACUGGAGAUCAUGAAGUAGAGAAGUGGCUCUGCUUGUUUUACUUUUUCUGUAAUGACCACUGUGCCGUGAGUAGGAAGGACGAUACGAAGGCAGGCAGCUCCAGCACAGGGAGCACAGAGACUGCAACUCCUCUCCAGUCUUCUCCACCCCCCCCCACCGCCUUCUCUCUCUCUAAUUUCUCUCUGACAUUUACACCCACCUGUUGAGCGUGCCCACUCCACUAGCUCACAUGGUCAUUUCAGCAACAGUUCUCUGAACGUGUGGCUACACUCGCUGCCAACCGUCUUGGUCACUUUUUUUGGAGAGAUGUCGUCCCUCUACUCACGUAACAAGGAUCUGUCCUCUCGCACCAGGAAAUCUUUGUCGGACUCACCACCCUCCUCCCCGUCCCCCAGCACCAAAAGCUUCAGACAUGAUAGAACAUCUAGGUCAGAUGGCAGUGGUGUAGAGGGCUCAUCAGAAAGACUCAGUCGUACCAGCUCCUACACACGUAGGGAGAAUCGCUUAGCUUCUCUGAAUAAGACCGAUGACGACUCCACCAGCAAAGACUACAAGAAAUUGUAUGAGGAUGCGCUGGCAGAGAAUGAGAAGCUAAAGACUCGUCUGGAGGACAGCAAGCAAGAGCUGGCCAAAAUCCGUUCACAGCUGGACAGAGUCACACAGAAGCAGGACAGAAUUUCAGAGCGGUCCAGUGUGUUUGAAUCAGAGAAAAAGGAAAAGCAGGCAUUGGAGAAGAGAGUAUCUGACAUGGAAGAAGAGCUUAAGACGCUCCCUGCGCUGGAUCGGCUGCGGGCUUUCCGCAGGGCGAAUGAGCGCCUGCUAGCAGAGAACAGAGCCAUGCUGCGCAUCUUCAAUUGCCUUGCCCAAACAGCUUCCGUUCCUGAGACGGAGGAUCUCUAGUCCUCCUCUCUUGCUCUCUGUCCUUCUCUUCUUUCUCCUCUGUUCUGCCCCCUGCCAUCACCUCUUCCUCUGCAUCUCCGUUGCUACCAGGUUUUGGCAGAACUAAAGUCAGAUAACCAGCGACUAAAGGAUGAGAAUGGGGCCUUAAUUCGAGUCAUCAGCAAACUCUCCAAGUGAGGUCAGGCCGUGCGUAGGAUACACACCAAGAGACUGGCUGAACAGCACCUUGCGUUAUUUCUGCCAUUUACACCCACUUUCUACCUUCUGAACUUAAAUGACCAUUUACACUAGAUAAUGGUUUCAUUCUCUUUCUUUCUCUCUCUCUGGCUCUUUCUGGAUAUUGCAAAGGUAGAGACCAACUACCUUACUGAUAAAAUUCCCCAAAAUGUUCCUGUAUAAAAGACUGGCUUUGAUCAGCAAUUUUUUGUAGUAGAUUUUUUUAGAUCAAUUGAAGACAACUGUAAAUGCCCUUCUGGAGAAUCAUACGGUGUAAGCUUUGUCCAGCUCAGUUACACUGUAUAACAUGAGAAUUUUUUUUUUGUUUUUUAAACACCAUUUCCAAGGAUGGGCUCCAUUGUUAAAUGGGAAAUGAAGCCAUUAUAUCUACCUGUAUAUGGUACUUUGAUGUAUAGGAUUUUAAAACUUUUUUUUGGUCUACUCCUUGUUUAUGUAUAAUUUUGGAGAGGCCAAGAGAGAUAGGUAGAAGAGUUACCUGCUAACAUUGUUCAAUGUUUUGUGGCUUUAUUUUUUGUUUUAAAUAUUUAUGUUUAUUGUUUAUCUAAAAGAGAUUUAAAAUAUUGGGUAAUGUAUUUAUCAAGCUAAAGUUAAAAGAGAAAAAAAAAUUCGUAAUCACAUCACAAAUUUAAAGUGGUAUAAUUUUAAAGCUCACAGCACUUUGUUUUAAGCUUGUUUAUGGCACACAUAUAUUUAUCAUAAUGCACUGUAAAACCCUGAAUGGGAAGUGGAUUGCUGUAGCAUAUGUACCGCUGCCGUCUGCUUUUGUUGUGUGUUCUGGAAUGAGAGCAGCUUAGGUUUCUAGAAUUCUUAAAGGAAAAGAAGGAAAUGAAGGAAAACUACCUGUGCGAAUACCACAAUAUGGUUGUUAAAAAAAAAAACCAGUACUAGUCAGAGGUUUACACACAUCUAUUAUCACUGUUCUCCAUUUUAUCAUCAAAAAAGAUUUUUUGCAAAUAUUCGUUCUAUUUCCUGUCUAUGUACAUGUCUAUUUCCUUUUCUCAGUAAUGACUUAUUGACAGCUACACCUCCUUUAACACCCAUAGUACUCUCACUUGGGAAGGAUGGACAAAAGCAAUGUUUAUAAACAUUUUGGUGGUCCCUGAGAUCUAGCAUGCUUAGGAGUUCCAUUUCCUUUACAUCUUUUAAUCAUUUUUGAGCUCCAGUUUCGGGAACUGUUUUUAUACUAAUUUGUCCUUUCACUGUUCCCUUUCUUAUGCAAGUGCAAUAUCUGAUAUCGAAAUCUCAUCUGACAUAUCUUCUGAAAAAUGAAUAACUUUUACUUAAUUUUAAUUAACGUUUUUGACUAAAGGUGAAAUAUAAUUUAAUGAAACAUAAUGAAACGUCUUAUAUUGAAAUGUUUUAAAAUACGAGAAACAUACAUCCACCCAGGUGUCCACACUUGUGAUUGUACAGAUUAGCAUCGUUAUUUCCCAUAUUACAAUACUUAAUCACUUGUCAGUAAGCCAUUACUCAGUUAUGGACAUGUAGUUGUGCCAUACUAAAGAUUGUUUUUAUUAAACCAGUUUCACUAAUUUUGAUUAAACAUAGAAGAAUAAAGUGAGAAAGCUGUUUCCGGUAAGGACUAACUAGUAAAGUCUGCAUUCCAAGCCUUGUCUGGGACCAAAGGACUUGAAAAACUUUUUAGUCCUUUUAUGUUUCAUGCUUAUAAAAGUGAUGAUCAAUAAGCCAACAGUGUUGGGCAUGUUUUACACAAUAAGCAGCAAAAGUUAAUAAAAACUCUAAUUUUAAUGUAAUCUCAUAAUAUAAAAACCCUUGAUGGAAGAACAAAUGGAAUAUUAACAUGUAUACAAUUUCAAACAAAAAAGCAAAUGAAUAGUUUUAAUUAAAAGUCUUUUAUUUAUUUUUUUUUACCUUGUACAGAGCUGCUAACACAUAUGAUAAAUCUGUAUCGAGAUAUUUGGUUCCCGUGAGGUCUUUACAAGGAUCAAUUAUGUUCUUGUACUGUCUGCUAGAGGGUCGUGGGAAAGUCUGUGAGCAAUAUAUUUUCUUUUUUUUCUUUGCAAAGUGUCUUAUCAAGGGCUAAAGCAUGCGACUGGUCCACACUAGGCACAAUGUUACGGACAUGAACACACACACACAAAACACUGAGACGAGAACAAACAUAGCCUGAGGACAUAACUUCGCAGCCUCCUGAUUCAAGGAGCAGAACACCAUAGAGAGAGAGAAUAAAGAAAACCAAGAGGGAGUUUUCAUUUUGAUAACGGAUCUACAGUAAAGGCAGAUGAUGAAAAGUGUUAUAAGGGAGAUUGACCGAUUGACAGUUGUUUUCUUCCUUUCACA